AUGUUGAUUGACAUGGUCGAUGACAUGUCCAUUGUGAGGUUGUCAUUUCCCUGUCUUCUUGCAGCCCACCACCAAGCUGUUCAUUGACAGCAAGUUUGUUGAGUCCAACACCUCAGAAUGGCUGGACAUUCACAACCCUGUAAGUAUCACUGCUUACACACACACACCACACACCACACACAACCCCGUAGGUAGAUCAGUCAUGUUAAGUAGGCAUGGGAAACGAGAGAAAAUGUUUAUUUGAACGGGGAGAUACUACAAAAACGUGUCUAAUAAAAUAGCUUAUUUUAGUUUUCUCUGUAUUGAAGUCUCUGUUCUGCGACCGCUAUCUCCUUGCACCACAAGUAUUUGACCCUCUUCCCACCACUUGUAUGUCUUGUAUGUCACGUCUCUCUACCCUCUAGAGGUGGCAGAGCACGCCUGCAGCAUCACCUCCCUGAUGCUGGGGGAGACCCUGCCCUCCAUCACCAAAGACAUGGAUACCUACACCUACCGCCUGCCCAUUGGGGUGUGUGCUGGUAUUGCCCCCUUCAACUUCCCUGCCAUGAUCCAUCUGUGGAUGUUCCCCAUGGGUAUGGUGUGUGGCAACACAUACCUGAUGAAGCCCUCCGAGCGCGUCCCAGGAUGCACUAUGCUGCUGGCCAAGCUACUGCAGGACGCAGGGAUGCCCGUCGGGAACCUGAACAUCAUCCACGGACAGCACGCUGGUAAGAGGGUGUGUGAUGAGUCUUUAUAAAACAUGCUAUUGAAGUGUGUGUGUGUGUCCUGUUUCCCAGGAUGUAAGGAAAAACCAGGCUAUGCUGAUCAUGUGUGUUAGUUAAUGCCUGAGGUAUAUCGGUAGUUUUUGAAUGGUCCUGUAGACCCAGCACUUUAUGUUAAGUAAACGCUUUACAUAAUGUGUGUGUAGGUAAAUGUGUUUAAGUGCCCUAGGGUGUAGCAGUCAAUAUAGGAAACACUGUUUUUUUGUUGCAGGUUUUAUUUCCAAGGUGAUUAUACCACCAUCUUGUGCCCUUACAGUGCCAUGUAAAUAAUGAUGAUGAGUGGAAUGAUAUGACCUUUGACCUCUUUCCAUAGCUGUGAACUUAAUCUGUGACCACCCUGCCAUCAAGGCCAUCAGCUUCGUGGGCUCCAACCAGGCAGGAGAGUACAUCUACGAGAGAGGAUCCAAGAACGGCAAGAGAGUGCAGUCCAACAUCGUAAAUAUGAUAACCGACAACCGUUCUAUGAAUAGGGAACCCUUAGACACUUAGGGAAAUAUGUCUGCCUUAAAUGGUUUACAGUGCCCUUAACCAUACUGCAAGAUGACUAGUUCUACUACAUUAGCAAUACUGAACAAGUAGAUGGCUAAACGUCCUUGAGGUUUUUUUCUUGAGUUUCUUAUUGCUUAGGUCUUUGCACAUUCCUAAAACGCAUGGCAGUAAACCUACCAACCCUUGUAUUCUGCCUCAUAGGGCGCUAAGACCCACGGUGUGGUGAUGCCUGAUGCAAACAAGGAGAACACUGAACCAGCUAGUGGGCGCGGCCUUCAGCGCAGCAGGACAGCGUUGUAUGGCUCUCUCAACCGCCAUUCUCUUACGUGAGGCUCGUGAUUGGCUCCCAGGGCUGGUGGAGCGCUCCAAAGCCCUGCGCGUCAAUGCAGGUACCUCGCCCUUUUACCUAAAGGACUUUCACUACCCUGUGUGAAUUUCUGGUAUAUGACUUGUUUUGUUUUUUUCCUUAGCAAAACUUCUUCAAAAUCAAUAUUUUCCCCCUAUGUGAAAAAAACCAUACAUUUCAAAUAGUACAUCCAAUAUGACUGCCAGCGCCAGUCCACAUACUGUAUCAUUGCUCAGAAUUGGUUUGUCUGUUCAAUGAGUUGUAAUUGUAUUGGGGGGGGGGGGGGUGUAACCGACCUGGCUUUGAACCUGGGUCAGCUGAGUGAUUGAUGACUGUUAGCACGCUUAGCUAUAGCCUAGGUUUCCACAUCUACAAACUAUUCAGGUUACAGUAUUGCAUAGAUCAUGUAGGUUUUGGUGAACCAUCUCCACUACACUUGGAAGGGUCUUACAUCAAUGGAGCAUGUCACAACAACGUUGAACCUUGGUACAGUAGAAAUGACACUUUGACAUAAGGUAAAAAAAAAUAUUCACAUACUUUUGACAUACCGAGCUGCAGUAGCUCUGUUACAGUAACCUGCAGGACUAGCUAACUAACUAAAGCCCCUUCUCGUGGGUUAAUAAUGUCUGGCUGGAGUUAGAGGCCUGACUUGACCAGUGAUGUCUGUCUGCUAUAUGGGGAACUUGUCUGAUAAACAAUUAGUCACAUAUUAAUGGUUGUGUAGUCUUGUCCAUAUGGAGGAAAGAUAACCAAUAUUUCAACACAAAGUGCCUUUGUCAACCUGGCGUAUUCAGCUCUAAUAAUACGUUUUGACGUAUGUCGAUUGGGGGUUUUCAGCUGUUGGUUCCCACGGCAAUGAUGAGUGUGAUGCAUACGUGGCGGCAGGUAGCUUAGUGGUUAAGAGCGUUGUGCCAGUAACCGAAAGGUCGCUGGUUCUAAUCACCGAGCCGACUAGGUGAAAAAUCUGUCGAUGUGCCCUUGAGCAAGGCACUUAACCCUAAUUGCUCCUGUAAGUCGCUCUGGAUAAGAGCGUCUGCUAAAUGACAAAAAUGUAAAUGUAAUAUGUGCAACUUUCUACUUUUUCUCAUGUUCAUUAUCCUUCAGGUUUUUGCGUGUACAUCUUUGACUCGUACAGUUCUAUGUGUAUUCUCUUCCAUAAGCAUUAUGUCAUACCACUUCACCUAUUGUAUUGGAUCUCACCUGUCAAAGCUUCUUUGCCUUCAACUCAUUUGGCAGGUCUACAAUAGUAAUACAUAACAGUCCCCUCCGUCUCUAUUUUUGACAUAAUAUCAUAUAGCACAGGGGUUUCCUAACUUUUUCACUCAGGCCCCCCUUCCAACAUUGGGGAACAUCGCUCGCGCCACGUCUGUCUAUGGGCACAAGCGCUGCUCAUGACACAAACUGUUCACACCCCUCUUGUUGGCGGAGAGAACAUUUUGUGAUGGGGUGUAGAGAAAAUGUUGCAGUUUUAAAGCAAAUUUUCUUGCAAUUCUAUACAUUUUGCCAUGUCCAAUGUGUAUUCAUGUGAUAUUUGAGUGACUCAAACAUUACAACAAUCUAUGGGCUAAAAGUCGUUAGCUGACAUGGGCUAGUUGAUCUGGACAUUUAUGACACGUUAUAAAUGGCUCUCUAAGGUAUGCAAUGACUGACAUGACAAGAUGAAAACUGAUGAUGCACUACUUAAUGUCAGGCAUUUUCGCCCCAGCCAACGAUGAAGUGCUACACGGAGAACAUCUUUGGGCCGGUGCUGGUGGUUCUGGAGGCUGACACUCUGGAUGAAGCCAUCUCCCUGGUCAACAACAACCAGUACGGCAACGGAACCGCCAUCUUCACCACCAACGGAGCCACCGCCCGCAAGUACACACACGAGGUGGAUGUUGGACAGGUGAGCCAUAGUUCAGAGACUUCCGGUAGGUGCUUGGGGAAGUAAGACUUGUGUGAUUGAUGUCCAACAUUGCAAGUAGUUUCCCAUUGAUAACUUCAUUUCUAGAUAGAUGGGUGACUAUGCAGUGAUUCAUACCUUGUGGUAACUCUGUGAGGAUAAUUAAUGUCACUUUCAUUACAUUUUAGCAUACGCUCUGGGAGCGACUUACAGUAGUGAGUGCAUACAUUUUAAUUCGUACUGGUCCCCCGUGGGAAUCGAACCCACAACCCUGGCGUUGCAAGUGCAAUGCUCUACCAACUGAGCCACACGGGAUCAUCUCUUGUUCACAGCACUAUUUUUGCGUGUGUGCAAGUCUUUGUCAUGGGUCGAUAAAGGUGUAAUUUGUAACAUUGGGCUCUAUAAUUCAUAGUGGAUGUGCGCGACUGUGUGUGUUAGGGUUUAAUAGCAGGAACCGGGUUACCGAGCAUUCCCGGCCAAACCAUCCUAGUUUCCCGAGAUAAAUAAUGUUGAGAAACCAGUACAUUUUAUAAUAAAUUAUUCGAAUGAACAGCGUGACGUGAAACUGACUUAAAUUACCGUAACCUCAAAUUUCAAAACCGUCACAGCCCUAAUCACAACUGGUGAGAGGAUAUGCAGAGAUUCAAAAAUACAAAAUGUACACAUGCGGCUUCAUUCAAACAUUUAGACCAGUCAUCACAACGCGAGCAGCCUACCAUAUUUACUCAACAAAGUCCCCAAUAGGAAAUAUCUCUUAGGCUACUGCAUAGCUUCUAUACAUUUUAAUUGCUUACUAUAUGUGCAGGCUAAACGCAACAUCUCAACGCAGUUAUGGUAGAUAACGUCCAAUCUCCAGCUCACAUUGACAGUGCCACACGUUAGUUUGGAGAUUUCAGAGGCUCAAAAUAUAAACUGUUGCUAAUCACAACGGCUGAUACUGUGUCCACAAAAGCGCUCGAGGAAAUAGAGAUUUGCAACAUUGUUUCAUGAUGUUAUGCUAAACAAAAGUGAGCGCACGGUGGACCUACUGGUUAGAUUUGCGAUCAACUGCGACGUCCAUGGUGCUGAAUCUCCGAUGGCCUAGGGCUACUAUUAGUUUAUCUGAUUAUUUAGGGGAUAAUCUGAGUCACCACAAUAAACGGUUUAUCAUACAGUAAAAAUAGCCACAACCUUCCCAAAUUCCCUCUGGGAGAAUAUUAAACCCUACUGUGUGUGUUUUCUCAUUUGGAUUGGAGUGAACGUGCUCAUCCCCGUUCCUCUGCCCUGCCCAUGUUCUCCUUUACCCGCUCCAGAGGUUCCUUCAGGGGCGACACCAACUUCUAUGGCAAACAGGAUAGCUCACAACACCGGCAACAACCAGCACAAGCCCCCAACUGUUUCUCACCCACCGAUCAUAUGACCAUAUUGAUCCUAAUUAAUAGUUUCUGCAGUCAACUAUGCAGUGUGGGGUGGACAUUUUCUAGUGUUGAUGGUCUGCUCCUCUUCUCUGUGUUCUGUCUCUACAGGGCAUCCAGUUCUACACUCAGAUCAAGACUGUUACGUCACAGUGGAAGGCCGAAGACGCCACCACGAAGAGCCCAGCCGUUACCAUGCCGACCAUGGGAUGCUAA
Messenger RNA from Coregonus sp. 'balchen', 5088 nucleotides. Lineage: Eukaryota; Metazoa; Chordata; Actinopteri; Salmoniformes; Salmonidae. The record is from the annotation of a GenBank genome assembly.